GAUGAUGGUUUAACUGGAAAGACCCCGGUGCCUGUGGUCCAGAAGGGCUGUGAGUGAAAGAUGGACACUAUUUAAGGGCCCUCAUCCCGUCUGGUUAUCAAAGUUAGGCUCCGUGAGUGAAGGAGGAAGACAACAGGACAUAUCGGAGGCCCUAAAGCAAUCUUUAGUACUAAGGAUGCCAAACUGGGGUGGAGGAACCAAGUGUGCAGCCUGUGAGAAGACUGUUUAUCACGCAGAGGAAAUCCAGUGCAAUGGAAGGAGCUUCCACAAAACCUGCUUCAUCUGUAUGGCCUGCAGAAAGGGUCUGGACAGCACUACUAUGGCAGCACACGAAUCAGAGAUCUACUGCAAAUCAUGCUAUGGCAAGAAAUAUGGCCCAAAAGGCUACGGAUAUGGGCAGGGAGCAGGAGCGCUAAGCUCAGAUCCAGUCGAUCCAGUCCUGAACGUCAAAUCUCAAAACUCCGAGGCUCGGCCAUCGUCCACCAACUCUAACUCGAACAAGUUUGCCCAAAAAUUUGGCAGCAGUGAUCGCUGCCCUCGAUGCUCAAAAGCUGUUUAUGCUGCAGAAAAGGUCAUGAGUGCAGGAAAGCCCUGGCAUAAAACCUGCUUCCGCUGUGCCAUGUGUGGUAAGAGCCUGGAGUCCACAACAGUGACUGACAAAGACGGAGAACUGUACUGCAAAGUGUGCUACGCCAAAAACUUUGGUCCAAAAGGGAGAGGUCUGGGAAACAUGGGAGUCCUGGAGGACAGGGACUGAAGGUCGCCUCUGACUGCUGAGAGAGAAAAUAUUACGUUUAUGUUUUUACUUUUAUGUUUGUAUCAAAAAGCCUCAUUUUAAAUUAUACUGAUACCAAAUGCAUCUCAAAUAUACAGGAGUGGCGGAUCUGGGGAGGAUACAACAGUUUGAUAGGAAAUGAGGUCAAAGAGAAACAAAAAGUGCUUAAAAAUGUGCAAACUGGUAAUUGUAAAACAAGACAUCUAAAGAACAUCUUCAUCGACAGUAAUCACAUAUGUUAACAGAGAGCACUUGCCUGCCAGUCUGUAUCAGAAGUGCCAUGAAACAAUGUGAACAAAUCAUUAUAUCAAAGAUUGAAUCAGGGGUUGUUGAUGUUGAUUUGCAUAUGUCCCAUCUGUGUUCAUUCUUUAUUAAUUAGUCUGUGCUCAUAACUCAGCCUGUGAACAUUUAAAUAAACAAAGUCCUUCUCAUUA
This is a messenger RNA of Clupea harengus (Atlantic herring), 1209 nucleotides long. RefSeq names its product cysteine and glycine rich protein 3 (gene csrp3). Gene Ontology annotation, biological process: sarcomere organization; muscle tissue development; cardiac muscle contraction. The record is from RefSeq and is a predicted model, not a curated record. NCBI's taxonomy places the organism in Eukaryota, Metazoa, Chordata, Actinopteri, Clupeiformes, Clupeidae. Gene Ontology annotation, molecular function: structural constituent of muscle; actinin binding. Gene Ontology annotation, cellular component: cytoplasm; nucleus; Z disc.